Labrus bergylta (ballan wrasse) is the source of this 490-nucleotide messenger RNA. Lineage: Eukaryota; Metazoa; Chordata; Actinopteri; Labriformes; Labridae. The record is from RefSeq and is a predicted model, not a curated record.
GACAGCCGAUAGAGGAAGAAGCCUCAGUGGGUGCAGUUCAUGUUAGCCUGAACGGAUCCGUUAGCAGCGCAGACAUCGCAGACUAGUGGACCUUUUCACUGUUAUUCAGCACACGUUUUAAAUCGACUAAAGCCGGAUUGAGGAGUUAUAAUCGAGGCUCUCCGACGACCGCUUCGCCACGAUGAGCUUCCUGUUUAGCAACCGCUCAAACAAGACCUUCAAGCCGAAGAAGAACAUCCCGGAGGGCUCCCACCAGUAUGAGCUGCUGAAGCACGCCGAGGCUACGCUGGGCAGCGGGAACCUGAGGCAGGCCGUCAUGCUGCCGGAGGGCGAGGAUCUCAACGAGUGGAUCGCUGUCAACACGGUGGAUUUUUUCAACCAGAUCAACAUGCUGUACGGCACAAUCACCGAGUUCUGCACCGAAACCAGCUGCUCUGUGAUGUCUGCAGGACCGAGGUAACAGCAACACGUCUCUUCUUCAGCUUUGAUG